Messenger RNA from Pocillopora damicornis (cauliflower coral), 2178 nucleotides. RefSeq lists its product as uncharacterized. Lineage: Eukaryota; Metazoa; Cnidaria; Anthozoa; Scleractinia; Pocilloporidae. The record is from RefSeq and is a predicted model, not a curated record.
AGAAUAAUGAAACUUGCCAUCACAAUGUUAAGAAAACCCUCUUACUACCUCGAAGCCACAAGCAAGCAGGACAAUUUACGUACGCAGGGCCUGAAGACCCUAAAUUCAAUCCUUCCGAGACCCAUCUAACAGGAGCUUGAUGGCCCAGACACUUUAUGAUAGCUCCCCAACAUGGCCAUUGCAUCAAUAUAACUAUCAUGAGGGUAAUCCAGAGCUUUCAUCCCACAUCCCUGAUGCAAUGAAGUCAGUUUCAGCUAACAGAGAGCAAGUGGACUACACCAUGAGUCACAAGAAAGGUUCUCCAAAGAAGAGGUUAUCACGGUUGGAAUUGCUCCGAAGUGAUUACAGCAAGAAACUUCAAAUUGAGAGAGAAGAGAAGAUUCGUAGACUGCAAAUUAUUCAACAGGAGAAUGGUCACAAUCAGGGUAGCAGUAAUGGCGGAAUGGUACGUGGAUUUUUUGCAGAGAGAAGAGCACUGGAGGCUACAAGAAAAGGGCAGAAAAAUCCUGAACUUCUUCCCCCUAUUGAGUCACAUUUCAGAAUGGUGAGAGAUAAAAAACAGGAGCCAUUUCCUGAACACACAGUUAGAAGUAGACACAAUUCAAAAACAAAUCUGACACAUGGUAAGCCAUUCAGUGUGAAACAGGAACCAUUCCCAUUACAAAAACCAUUGCCAACAAAAUACUCAUCAAGGACUCAAACAAAGACAGUUGGUGUCACUGUGCGUAAGAGAACAAAAGGUGUUGAUAAACAAGAUCCUCUUCCUCCAGUGAACAAGGGUCAGUCUGAAGUAACAAGGAGAAAACCACCAACUCCAAAUAAAAGAUACGAAACACAUUCUGUUUUGAAACAGGAUGAUGUGGAGGCUUUUGAGUAUUCUGGCCCAUCUAAUUUGCCAAUACCUCCUAUUGAGAGACGACCAAAGCGUUCAAAGGUUCCCUUGCCUCCCCCAAGUGCAGAAGACUUAGUAAGUGAUUUUGAUGAUGCACAAAGCACCCUUACUGAUUAUAGCAACAUAGCUCCAAAUCUGAGCAAACUAAAAGCGAAGGCACUGAAACAAAGACAACUAAGCAAGCAACAGUUAAUUGACACAAAUAAAACUCAGGAAAAUGCCAAAUUAACCGACUUUCAAAAAUGGCAAAUGGAACAGGAUCAAGAACGAAUAGAAAGGCUAGAAAAAUACAAGCAGAAAUCAGAGUUGUCUCUCUCCCAGAGAGAAAAUGAACUACUCAAACAAAUACAGGAAGAACAACUUAGGCUUGAAAAAUUAAAGUUGCAGAGGGAAGAACUGGUAGAACAAGAGAUACGACAAAAAGAGGAGGAUGAAAAAUGGUUAGCUGAAAAGCAGAGCUUAGAGGAGCAGGCAAUCAUUCCUCAGCAAACUUUGGCCGAAGAUUCUAAUCAGACCAAAAAGGUAGCCUUAAAAAAGGCUUCAACAUUGCCCAAGGUACCACGAAAGGUGAAAACUCCCCCUCAACAACUCCAGGGAGAAGAACUUGACACAACUGAAAAAAUUCAUGACAAUGCUUACAGAGAUUUUUAUGAGCAUCAAACACAAGAUGUUGGUGAGGUUUCCGUGGAUGUUUCUCCUUGUUCAAUUUGUGGGCGCAAGUUUGCUGUAGACAGGUUGGCCAAGCAUGUAAAAAUUUGUGCAAAAAGUUCAAAGUCCAAACGCAAAGUUUUUGACACAAGAAAGCAUCGCAGUGAGGGUACUGAACAUGAAAAAUAUGUUCAGAGUGGAAAAUAUCUUGAGGAGCCCAAGGCAAAGCCCAAGGUAGACUGGAGAGCUCAACAUGAAAAUUUCAUCAAAGCAAUCCGUUAUGCUAAGGGAGCAAGCGACACACCUCCUCCACCUGCAGAAAACCCAGACUAUGUAAAGUGCCCACACUGUGAGAGAAAGUUUAAUGCUGCUGCUGCAGAGAGACACAUACCAAAAUGCAAGGACAUUAAAGCCAAACCUGCUCCUUUAAAAAGGAAGAAACGAUAAAAUCAACAUUGAUAUUUAUGAGUUCAAGUUUUAAAGAAUGUAGAGUGUGUUUUUCUGGGGUUGACUUAAAACCAUAUUGUGAAAUGCUUUUGAAUGAAGUGCUUCUACGGGACGACCAAGAUUUUUUAAACUCUGUUUGUGAUAUCGGUAUAAUAAUAACAGCGUGUUACAAUACAAAAUUUCGAAAUGAA